UAUGUGUACUGUGUGUAUCUGUGUGUGUGUGUGUAUGUGUACUGUGGGUGUAUGUGUGUGUAUAUGUGUACUGUGUGUGUAUGUAUAUGUGUACUGUGUGUGUAUGUGUGUGUAUAUGUGUACUGUGUCUAUCUGUGUGUGUGUGUGUGUGUGUGUGUGUGUGUGUGUGUGUGUGUGUGUGCAGAGGGUACUAGGUGCCCUGAUCUCACUUCCCACAUUAUUCUUUUCAGACAGGGUCUCUCACUGAACCUUGCUCAUGACCACCAAGCCCCGGGACUCCUCCUGUGCCCCCCAUUCUCAGCACUGGGGUUAGACAUGGGCACCCAGACUUCAUGUGGGUCCUGGGAUUCAAACCCAGGUCUUCAUUCUUGUGAAACCGGUGCUCUAGCCCCUCCUCCUGAGACCCCUCUUUGGGAGACAUUCACUAACGUCGGCAGAGCUUGCUGCUUUGGGCAGACUGACUGGCCUGGAGCGGAGCAUCUGCCUGGCUCUGCCUCCCAGUGCAAGGGCUGCAGGCCUGUGUUCUUGAGUCCUCACACUCACACGGCAAGCCCUUUACCAGCUGAGCUGUCUCCCUCGCCUCCCUCUUUUGAGACAAUCCUGCAAUGAAGCCCAGACUAGCCUAGAGCUCCUAGACUCCAGCAGUCCUCCUGCCUCUUUAUUUAAGUUUAUUUGUUUAAGUUCUCACCAUAGCCCAGACUAGUCUAGAACUUCUGGAAGCCCCACUAGGGAGACUCUCCCAGGCUCUCUACCAUGGAAGCCAGGAGCUGUCCAAGUCCCCAUGUGAACCCUUUGGUGGAGUCCCCAGGUCUGCCAGGGUGACUUUUCCUCAAGCCCAUGCAGCAAAAACACAGCAGAGCAUUUUCCCUGAGGGGGAUGUGGGGACCACACCUUUUCUGCUGGUACCUUGGAGGCUGAGGCAGGGGGAUUUUGAGUUCUGGGCCAGCCUGGACUACUUGGCAAAACCAUGUCUCAGAACACUCUCCUUCCAAGUCCCAUAAUGAAAAUGUGAGGAGCCCCAGGCCCAGAUGGUGUGUGACCCCAUGUGUGGAGAUGUCCAGAACAGGGAACCAACCCCACGGAGCCAGGAAGCAGAGGGAACGGGGAGGGGGGCAGGGAGCAGGAGCAACUGCUGCCUUGAUGACCAUGGAAUAUUCUGGAAUUAGACUAAGGUAAUGAGUACAGGAAAACACACCAAAUGCCAUUUAAUCAUGCACUUUAACAUAGUGAAUUUUAUUCAGAAUUCACUAAAUUAAAGAAAAGAGCUGGGUGUGGUGGCACAUGACUUUAAGCCCAGUGCUCGGGAAGCAGAAGCAGGCGGAUCUCUGUGAGUUUGGGGCCAGCCUAAUUUACAUUACAUUUCCAGACAGCCAGGGCUACAUGGAGAGAUCCUGUCUCAACAAAACAAAACAAAAAACAAAAACCAACAAAAAACAGGGUGGAUGAGGUGGCCCAGCUGGCAGAGACACCUGCUGCCUACCCAAGGGUAGGGCCAGUGUGGUGGACAGAGGAAACUUGUCUCCACUCAUCCUCCACCUGCCCCCAGUGGCAAACAGCCUCCAUGUCUGCGUCCACUGCCCAGAGUGCACCCAAGUGAUCCUUCCCAUUUGAGUAAGUGAUGUACUCCAGGCUGUCCUCCAUCCAAAGCUGAGGCUGGCCUGGAACCCAGCUUCCUCCUGCUUCCGCUUCCUGGGUGCAGGGAUGUGGAGGUGCAUGGAUCUCCAUGUUGCAUUGCAUUUAUUGAGCAUGCAGUGCAUCAGCUGGUGCCCAGUAGGGACUGUCUGGGUUAAGUGGCCUGCCUGCCCUCUCCUUGUCCUCAUGCCUCCUCGUUGUCGGUCGGGGACAGGAAGCAGGCAGGACAGAGGCUGGUACUGUUGGCCUUGCUCCAUUCACUCUCCCCCUCUGCCCUCUCCUACAGAACCGUCACUCAGAAUAGCCAGGCGUGAUGGGGAGGAAAAAAAUCCAGAUCUCACGCAUUCUAGACCAAAGGAACAGGCAGGUGACAUUCACCAAGCGCAAGUUCGGGCUGAUGAAGAAGGCUUAUGAGCUGAGCGUGCUUUGUGACUGCGACAUCGCGCUGAUUAUCUUCAACAGCGCGCAGCGCCUCUUCCAGUAUGCGAGCAGCGACAUGGACCGGGUGCUGCUCAAAUACACCGAGUACAGCGAACCGCAUGAGAGCCGUACCAACGCGGAUAUCCUGCAGACACUGAAGAGGAGGGGCGUGGGCCUGGAUGGGCCUGAGCUGGAGGUGGAGGAGGGGCCAGAGGGGCCUGAAGAGAAACUGCUGAGGACGCUGGGAGGCGACAGAGGCUCGGCCUCGCCCCUGCCUCGGAUCUAUCCGGUGACCCCUGCGAUGUCGGUCUCAGAACUGUCAUACCGGGUCCCACUCGCCCCGCCCGGCUGCGACCCUGGCGGGCUGGGGGAGGCCCCGUCUGUCCACAGCCGCCCGCCCCACUUUCGACCCCCAGGCCUGGGACACCCCAUCUUCUCUCCGAGCCACCUCGCAGGCAAGACGCCCCCACCCCUGUACCUGGCGACUGAUGGGCGGAGGCCAGAUCUGCCAGCGGGCCUGGUUGGGGCCCGAGGGGGACUGGGCACCUCGAGGAGCCUGUACAGCGGCCUGCAGAGCCCCGGCGCCGCCCCGGGCUCCGCUCUGGGUAGCUUUGCCUUCCUGCCACCAGGUUCCGCAGAUUGCAGCCCCGGAGACGCCGCUCCGCUCCCCCUGCAGCCCUCGCCCUGGCCCCCGGCGAGGGACGCGGUGGACCCGGCCAGGCCAGGCAGCGCCCGCAGCCUGUGUGAGGAAGGUCCCCCCAGCCGAGUGGCCACCCCUCCGACGCCCCCGGUCAGCAUCAAGUCCGAGCGUCUGUCCCCCACCACUGGGGCCUCUGGCGACUUCCCCAGGCCCUUCCCCUACCCCCUGCUCCUCGCCAGGCCCCUGGCGGAGCCACUGCGUCCCGCAGCCUCCCUGCGCCGCUUGACCCCCGACGGCUGGCCGCGGUAGCGUGCAGAAGGCUCUCCAGCCUCCACAGAGAUCCCCGCAGUUUCGGGUUCCCUGCACAUAACCCUUCCUGGGGCUGCUGCAUCAAUAAAGUCCACGGCUCCGGGAGAGCGCUGGGCAGCCCCCUGCCCCCAGAGCCUCCCGAGCCUGGGGUAUCCACA
This is a messenger RNA of Peromyscus californicus insignis, 3159 nucleotides long. It is a transcript of the gene Mef2b, whose product is annotated as myocyte enhancer factor 2B. Gene Ontology annotation, molecular function: RNA polymerase II cis-regulatory region sequence-specific DNA binding; protein dimerization activity; DNA-binding transcription factor activity, RNA polymerase II-specific. The coding region runs from base 1946 to 3001 and encodes 351 amino acids. The transcript is spliced from 8 exons. Gene Ontology annotation, biological process: positive regulation of transcription by RNA polymerase II. NCBI's taxonomy places the organism in Eukaryota, Metazoa, Chordata, Mammalia, Rodentia, Cricetidae. The record is from RefSeq and is a predicted model, not a curated record.